Molecule: messenger RNA, 4799 nt
Organism: Aedes aegypti (yellow fever mosquito)
Lineage: Eukaryota; Metazoa; Arthropoda; Insecta; Diptera; Culicidae
Exons: 7
Coding region: 862-4344 (1160 amino acids)
Source: RefSeq, a predicted model, not a curated record
GUUAGUCUCUCGGUAACUUUCGCUAGCUUCGGUCGUCUCUCGCCGGUAAGUCCACGUUGUUGUUGGUAUCGUGCGCGCGUUCUCCACAGCCUGCUGUGGUGGUUCAAGACUACUUGUGUCUGUGCAAAGCUUACUCUAUCCAAGGCCUGCCGCUGGCUUCUGCUAUUCUACAUCCAUCGAGUCUCGGGCGGACGAUACAUAUUAUCGGUGUUGUACAAGUGCACUGCAUAUUGCUUGCAAAGGGGGGAAGAAAAGGCGCGUGGCGCUAACAGUUACCGUGCCGUUAAAUCGUGUUUCGCUACAGGCUGCUGUCGUAUCAUCAUUCUCAUCAUCUGGUUAUCAUAAACGACUCUUCGAAAAUUCCGCCACCAGUGGCAACGAGACUACAUAUUUGAAUACCAGAAGGAUGUUUGUGCGGGAAGAAACGAUUCAACAUAUCGCGGUGGAAGGAAACAUCAAGUGCUACCUCACGAGGAGUCAGUGUUUGACGUUAUUUGGUUAUGCUCUGCUCAAUGACGACAGUGGACGGUAUCUGACAAUGGAGUAAAGUGUUUGUAGUGUUUUACGGUGGUAUAUGUGGGACUGUAAGUGGUGAAGAAGAAUAAAAGGCUGACAGGAGUAAGUUGAGCAGUUAUCAGUGCGUAAUCUACUGGAACGUGUUUGUCGAAGAAGAUUGGCGUUUCAACGGCUAUAAUGAGUAAUUAGUCAGAAUUCAAACGGCAUUCACCGUUACGAUGGCUUGCUUCACGGUACCUCCUAGACUGAAAUUGAACGCAAAUGUUUGUAACUUUUAAUCGAUAAGCGCCUUGCUAUCACAAACGUAACCAAUCCCGGAUAAAGCGUGCGAGCUUAGGUAACAAAAUGCGCUCCAUUCGUAAAUCAAUCGCCGAGUCGGAUGACGAUGCCACGCGUUCCUCAUCGGGUGGUGGAUCCAGUGCCACCGCCCAGCGCCACAUUGACUUGAGUUUACUGCGGAAACCGAUCCUCACCGCAGUCACCGGAUUCGUGGAAGCAUUCAAAGCGUACGAAGCCGGCACCGAGGAAAUCCGGAAGCUCCUGACCAGCGAAUGCGACGUCCUGUACGAAUGUCGUGUCUGUCGGAACAUUUUCCGCAGCUUGACCAACUUCAUAUCGCACAAGCGGGUCUACUGCCGGAAGCUGUUCAAUGCGGCCCAGCACUUCCACUUCCAAAAUGAUGGCUUCCUGGAUCAGGACAUUGCGACGAUCCUGCAAGCCGAGCAGGCCAGCCAGAACAAAGCGAAGAAGGCCCAUGCCGACAUCCUGAACAAAGACCUGUCCAGUAUCAUUGAGCGGCUGCGGCGGAAGCAACACAAGCUCAGCACCGAACUGAGCAUGACUGAUUAUUACGAUAAGGUUAACCAUAAGCUAACACAGGACGAUCUGAGCCGGCAGCAGCACCUGCUGCAGCUGGAUCGGGUCCCAACAACGGAGGCAGCUGUUUUCCAAACCGUUCGGCUGGGGGUUGUGGAUUGCAUGCGGACACAGGUGGGUGAACUGGAGAACCUGAACAACAAUAACAACAACACGGUGCUAGGACCGGACGGUAAGGUGCUCGAGCCGCGGUCUCGUCCCCAAUCUACGCUUCCCGUUAUCAGGGGACCAUCGGAGCAGUACUUCAAGCCCAUCGAACUGGAGAAGGAUGGCAAGGUGCCGGAGGAUGGCAGUAGUGAGCCAUCCGCAGGUCACAGUUGCCUAGAGUGUAAUCUUCGGUUCGAUACGGAGAAGACGCUAAAGUUGCACACCGACAUGAAGCACACGCCGUCGACCUACGUGUAUACCUGCCCUUCGUGCCCGAGAACGUUCAUGCAACCGGGGGCGGUUAUUCGGCAUCUCUGCAAUGAUCACAAAAAAUCCAUGCGCCGCAUAAAGAUGAUGCGUGACUCGAUCCUCAAACGGCGCGUCCGAGCAGACGAAGUGGUCGUCAAGGGUCAAUCGCGCGAAGUUUCCCGUCUACUGCAGGGAGCUUCCACGACUACCUGUUCGUCCCAGGAUGGUGGCAGCUCGUUCUCUGCCGGUAUGCUGGAACAUGACGAAGCCGCCGCCACCCGAGCCUGGAUGGAGAAUCUGGAACACUUUGACCAGGGACCAAUGUGUUCAUACUGUGGCAAGACCUUUGAGCGUAGGGCCGUACUCAGCACUCACAUGCAAACCUGUGUGCACAAGCUGCGGCAGACCGAAAACGGUUCGGUACCACCUGUGGCAUCCUCGUCCAGCUCAUCCAGCAGCAGGAGAAGUAGAACUAAGGAUGAAUCAUUACCGCCUUCCACGGUGGUAACGAAAAUCAAACUUGAACCGGUCGAACCGCCGGCAAGUGACGACUCGAAUUCUUAUGAUGUGCCAUUGUCGACGUUGCAGGCACGUAUCAGUCAAGAAGCGAAAGACGCCGACAAGCAGCAGCAGAGAGUAGUCGAGAGCGUCGUAACAAUCAAACCGGAAGAACUAGCAUUGCAUGACGAUUUGGAGAGCAGCAACCGACGCAAGCGGAAGAAGCCAAUGAUUAUGCUGCGAAACGCAACGGAUGAUAUUAGUUGGGAAACGGAUGAGUUAGUGGAAGAGACUGUCGUUGAAGUAAGUGUUCAGCCGAGUGUGCCAAUCAAACAAGAUGUGUUCGAAAGUAGCGAAGUAGAAGCGUUGAAGGCGGCGAAGAAAGCGCCAAGGAAUCGAAAGAAGAAGGUCGACGAAAAUGAUGAACUGCAUGAGAAGGAAUCAAUGGAGAAGCUGCAACUGGGAGAGGAGAUAACUUGCCGUUGUCUCAAAAAGUACAAUGACACUGAAAAGUACAAACGACACUUGAAGGUUUUUCACAGCAGGCAAAGGCGCUUCUGGUGCGCCGUUUGUGAGUUCAAGGGCUACAGGAAGGUGGACACCAUCAAUCAUUUGAUGCAGGAACACAACUACGAAGGUGACGUGGAGGACAUUAGCUCGCUGAUCAACUUCCAGCCGGUGGAAAAGACCAAGAAAACUGCGACUGUACCACCAACCCCUCCAAUCAACUGCGAGCCAAUCAACUCAAUCGUCGAGGCUGUGAGUCGAAUCUGUGAUACCAGCACGACGGAUAUAUCCUUCGUGGAAGUCACUGCUGACCACGUGACGUUGGACAGUAGUGCGACGUCGUCGGUAAAUGUGACGCUUAGCUCUACCACAAGCGUGCCAACUCCCGAACCGAGUUCCCUCAAGAAGCGACGGAGACCAACCCGCGCUCUUCGUGAAUCAAUUUGCAUCACCCCUGUAGAAGAUUUCGCCAAGAAACAAAAACCUCCAAACAAUGACCCACCCGAAGAUAGUCCUACCUCGAAGCGACCGAUUCGGAAUCGCGUAAAACCCGUGGACAAAGAUUUUGUGUACGACCUAACGCACCUCCUGCACAAAGAGGAAGAUCUUGAUGACUUCCCCCUGCCGGAACUAGUCCUGGACAAGCCAUCGCCUCCGGCCAAGCCCAAAUCCGAAUCUAGUCGUGUUCUUCCUGUGAACACCAUUUCCCCAAGCAAGCGGGAAUCCUUGCGUUCGCACGUUCCAAAACCCAUCCCAUCACACCUGUACAGGGGUGCGGCCCUCAAGAUGGCCACACGACAAGUUGAACUCGGCUUGGCUACCCUUCAUCGUCCCCCAGAGGUUCCCCACGAGCGUACCUUCAUCCCCUCGCAAAUGUCACCUCCCCGACGCGCCACCAUGAUUCACGACUGGCCAGUGGUCAAGAGAGACCGCAAAGCCGGUGCCAUCGCCAAGCAGCAGUCCGACAUUCAGAUCAAGCGCCGCUACAUGAAACGAGUUGCUUCCAUUGCCAACACGCACCUGCAGGAAUUGGUUCGCGAAAAGCGCAAAACCAUACCCCGGCGGAACAGCGUCAUUCCCAUGCGGCAGAAGCUGUCCGCUUCCAUCGAGAUUCUCAACAAGCUGAACGCGACGCGAACGGCCGCCGGGUUGGACGUGGUGCAAAUGGCGGACAUUCCACUGAUGGUGAAGUGUCCGACCGAGGCCGAGUUCCGGCGGAUGAUCGAUGCCAAUCUGAAGGACUUCCGGGAAACGAUGUCGCAGGCCAAUCCGAAUGGGACCACAGUGGAAGAAUUGAGCAUGGAGGCGGCAUCGCAGGAAGGUGAAGCGGUGUCACCGAAGAAACGCAUCACUCUGAUGCAGCGUCUGCAGGAGAACCGUACCAAGCGAAUGCAGGAACAAAACGGCAUCGUUUCAACCAAGGAAAAGCUCCCCACGCCAACGUCCUCUCCGCAGCCGGAAUCAUCUUCCGUCGUAGCCAGCAGCACGCCCAAGUCCUUGAACGUCGCAGACAUGCUGCAUGCCAAACUGAAAAGAUUUUCUUCGUAUUGAAGAAAAAAAAAACUGUGUCCCCACGAAGAGCAACCGUUUCUUCCAGUUCUGGUUUACCUGUGUUAAGUAUUGUUCGUUCCUCUCCUGAGAACUGAAUUUCAUUUCAUUUGCAUUUGUGUUCCAAUUUCCGUUUCGAUGCUGUUCGAAUUGUGUUGUUACCCUAUAUCGAUUAAGGAUUUUAGCUUUUUGUGCGUUUGUAUUCCAAACUCAGCAGCGGCGCAAAUCGCUGGUUUAGCAAUUAUAGGAAACAUUUUCUGACGAUAGUUUAUUUUAAUUCGUGAUUCAAAUUUAGAAAUAGAUUCAAAACCCAGCAAAGACACGUAGACAUAGAGAGAAGUGGAAUCUAGUUGUUGAGGCCUGACUAUUAUAGUGUGUACUGUUUUAGUGGAUCGAGUAGCUAUUAGAAAGAAACCAGCACUUUCUUGUGUAAAUAAAGAGAGUAAUAUGACCAAUCA